CACCAAAUAAAACAGAGCCGUCCGGUCCCAAAGGAGCGUCUCUCCAAUUGGCACCUAAUUUCUCGUUCUGUAACUCUUUAUCUUCCUCAUCAACCAGCCAUUGUUGAAUCACACAGUAUAAUAAUACACAUUUUCUUGCUCUGCACACAUCCCCAUAGCUAAAAAUACUCAAAGAAAAUUCAAUAAUCAAUACACAAUACCCCUGCAUUUCCUCCAUUACUAUGCACGUUUAAGCUUGAUCUAGAUUUGUUCCUUUCACUUGUUUUUUUCUUCUUCUAAUAUAACAGGGUUAAUGGGUACCGUAUAGUCGUAAACUUCCUCUGUUUUCACUAUCAAGAUUUGUUAAUGUUUUGUCCCUUUCUAUUCUGUUAAUUUCUUCCAUUUAACUCUUCUUCUCCUCAAGUGGUUAAAGAAUCUCUGUAUUUCUUCGUUUUGUGCUAAACGGGGAAUAUAAUAUUGCUUAAUUCCAAAAACCCAGAAAAACCCAUGUUUUUUUUUCAUCAUUUCAAGAAAAGAAUCGAAAACCCAGUUGUUGUUUUUUUGUAUUAAGAUUGUUGUAUUUUGAUUUUUAUACGAUUUGGGUAAAUGGGGAAUUGUUUUGGGGUAUCGAGGAAGUCGGCAUCGGAGAUUGCGCCGGCCGAUGUGCUGAAGAAAUAUCCGGCUGUUAAGCUGUACGGAAAUCCGAAUAGUGUUACGACCUAUUACAUUCGAUGUGCUCUGCUUUACAAGCCGGUGACAGUCAAUUUCAUCCCCUCCGAUACCCACCAAUCGCCGGCGGUGGAGUAUAAAUCGGAUUCAGUCACUGGGUCUGUUGAUUCCGUGGUGCGUUACUUGGAUUUGAAGUUUCCGGAGCCGAAGCUGUUGACGGGGUGUAUUGGUGGGUGGUAUGAUGAAACGACGCCGUAUGUUGUGUGGUUGGUGAUUUUGCAGCAUAGGAGUAUGAUGUGGCAUUUGGAGAGAAUGGGGAGGUGGGCGGAGGACUUGGCGGCGCGUGGAGGUAAAGCACGAGGUGAUCCGGCGAUGGGGACUCCACGAAUGGAGGUGAGGAAGUUUGCUAGAGGUUAUUCACAGUUGCUGGAGCUAAUGCUUGAACAUGCUCAAAUGGAAGAAAGAGUUGUCUUUCAAAUCUUGGAAAAAGCUGAUAGAGGACUGUCUAAAGCUGCAAAUGAGGACCAUGCAAGGGACCUUCCUAUGAUGAAUGGUAUUAAAGAAGAUAUCAAAUCUAUAGGAGUUCUUGAUUCAGGGCAUCCUGCCUACCAAGAUGCCCUCUGCAACCUCUCUACUCGACUCAAAACCUUAAAGGAGCAUAGCAAGAAACACUUUGAAGAAGAGGAGAAGAAUCUACUGCCACUGAUGGAGGCGGCUGAAUUGAGUAAAGCACAACAGGAUAAAGUCCUAGACCAGUGUUUGGAUGUCAUGCACGGGACACACUCACAUCUGUUUCGUUUCUUUAUGGAAGGCCUCCUCCCUCCAGAUGCCAUGCAUUACUUGGACAUGCUUUCUAGGUGCAGUGACCAAAACCGAGUGUCUACUAUGCUCCGGUUAAUCAUUGAUAAGACUGUAUAAUCAAUACAACAAUCACUCGAUGAUCAAGAAAUUAAUCGUUGAGUCUGGUCCAGCUUCGCGCUUAAAGUGGAGCACUUGAUGCUAUGAUCACUUGUAAUUGCUUUGCUCUUCUUUUAUGUUCUUUAAGAACCAUUGUUACCUUUUGUUGUUUCUUUCACAAGGCAGAUACUCAAAGCAAAAGGGAGGAGAGGUUGCCUUA
Solanum stenotomum is the source of this 1765-nucleotide messenger RNA. RefSeq lists its product as uncharacterized. The record is from RefSeq and is a predicted model, not a curated record. NCBI's taxonomy places the organism in Eukaryota, Viridiplantae, Streptophyta, Magnoliopsida, Solanales, Solanaceae. The coding region runs from base 586 to 1566 and encodes 326 amino acids. The transcript has 3 exons.